Gongylonema pulchrum is the source of this 240-nucleotide messenger RNA. The record is from the annotation of a GenBank genome assembly. Lineage: Eukaryota; Metazoa; Nematoda; Chromadorea; Rhabditida; Gongylonematidae.
AUGCAUGACGUGUUCAGGACGAAGAGCGGCGAAGAAAUCGAAAUUUACUGUUUCCUUUCGCCAUCGGGACGCUACGGAGUAUACAUCACACGUUCCGAGGUGCCAGCGUUUCGGCCGCUUGAGACUCACUUCUACUGCUAUCAUUUCACUGUUUGUGAUUUCAUCCACGACACCGUGAUCGAGUACGAUUCUGCUUGCGGUCCUUUAAAGGUCUCUUUUUCGUUUUACUUUAGUGAGUGA